AUGGUGCGUAAUGUGGUGUUCGCUGUGGCGGGCUACGCGUACGAGCGCACGCUGAGGCCGAUGCGCUCAUGGCUGCACCGCCAGCUCGUCGACGCCGCCGCCGCUUCGUCCUCGAGUCCGGCCUUCGAAUCGUUCGCGUCCUCGUCCGAUCAUGGGAGCCCAGCGAGCUCACGUUCAAGUGUGAGAGCAUCCACCGCGUCGUCAUCGUCAUCGUCAUCGCCGGCGUUCCCCGGCCCCAUGUCGUUCGUGACCUCGACCUUCUUUGUCGCCCUGCUCGGCCUCUCGAUCCUGCUCAACCGCAUACAUCACCUCGUACCCCCACGUCGACCUUUCGCCGACCGUGACCCUCUACCUGAUGGCUCGAACGCGCCCUUGCCGACCAAGCUGCGCCUUGCCCUUCGACUGCCGAGCCUGGUGCUCCUCCUGCGCUCGUCGACGCUCUUGUCGGCUCUGCUGCUCGCCCACAACUACGAUUCGCACCUCUUUUCCUCGACCAGCAAUGGGCGUGCGUUCGUCAGAGCGCUAUCGUUUCUCACACCGUGGGCCGGUCGAUCCGAACUGAGCCGGCUGGUCCAAGCGGCGGAUGGCUCGAGGCUGCCAUACGCGAUCGCCAGCGCCUCCUCGGUUAUGUGGGAGGUUUUCGUCGCCGUCGCUUUGGCUGUCGUCACCGAGACCUUUGUUCGAGCCCUCGCCGACGAUCUCGGAUCCCAAGCCUCGUUCAACCUGCUCUCCUUCUCAUUCCUCUUGCAUAUCCACUCGGCGCCCUUCUACGCUUCCCCACCUGCCGGCCAAGCAUGGCAUCCCCCAACGCAUCUCUACGUUCAUCUCCUCCUGACUCUGCUCGAGCUCUUCGUCCUCCACAGCUCGUUCAUCUGGACACCUCCGAGACGGCCGCUGCGACUCGCCAUCACGGCCUUCUUCUCGCUGAUCGGCCAGGCGAUCCUCUCGAUCGGAUUCUAUCGAGCUGUCUACGCUCCGCAAGGUCGUCGCGGUCCGGCUCUGCUCGACGACUCGAUCUCUUGGGAGGGGACCGUAUGGAUGUCCUUGAUCCCCGAUUUGACCUUCGAGGCGCUCGCGUUGAUGACGAUCGUGUUGAGGGCGUCGGCGAUACUGCUCAGGCGCGAGGAGAUGACGAUGGAGGGUGUCUUUGGCCACCGCGCGCAUUGGCCAAAGAGGAGUGAUGAUUGGGGUGUUGGCAUGAUCAAGUAGGGUUUUUUACCGAUCAGAUGAAUAUGGCUCGAAUCUCUUACUAAUCUGUUCAUCGCUACUGCCUUUGUAGAUACGCGACCUCAUGUCUCGAAUCAUCGACACUCGCCGGUCUGGCAAACGAAGUCUCGCCGAUUCGUAUCAUGGCACCUUUGCCGCUCUCGUUCCUUUCCCUCCAACUCCCCGAUGCUCCUACCCCUCCGACUUCCGACAUCGUUCGACUCGGUCGAUCCGGCUCCAGUUCAUCAGGACUCGUUCAUCGUCGUCGAAGCUCCAAGAGAUCAGCUCGGCAUUCGCCGCAGGAGGGGUUCGCGAACGAGAUCAAGUCGAUCGAGGUCUUGCGCCGUCAGGGUGAAGAGGUGGGCGGCAUUGGUGGAGGUGAACAACGGCGCAACGCAUGGCGAGGGUUGUGGGCGCUCGCAUGGAGGAUGUCUUUCUUCGUCGUGUGGAAGACCUAUCGCGCGUUCAGAAGAGCUUACUUGGGAGUCGUUGAUUUCCUCGGGUACGGAGACGAUGAGGAUCGGGAAUCGCAUGCGAUGGAACGAUGGGUCCCGAGAGGGAGUGGAGAAGAAAUAGAGGAUGCAGAGGAUGGUGAUUACGUGCCGUCCGAAGAUGACGAGGAUGAGGACGAUUCUUCCGACGACGAAGACUCGUUGCUUGGAUCUGCUACGCAGGUCGAAGAGGAAGCUGCGAGCUCGGGCGAGGACGAUGAUGGCGAGGCGGCUUCACUAUUGCAAGAGCUCGUGGGGUUUUCACCUGCACGUCAUCAAAGAAGUGAUGGCUCAUCCUCGACAAGUCCAGGCGCAUCAUCAGCGCUGAUCCGCAAUCACGAUCAUCGUCCGACGACCAAUCUCGCCGACGUGGACGAGCACGCCGAUUUAGCCCCAUUGCUUUUGGCGCACUACUUUACCCCCUCGGGGACCUCACCGAUGACUCGAAGACGCUACGCCUCGCUCUCCUCCCCAACCCCUAGCGCCGCUGAAGCUUUCAGUAGCGCGAUCGACCAACGCCGUCUCGAGCUCGGUGCGACAUCGAACCCGACCGCCACAUCCUCUUCCACUUUGGACGACGCACCGUACCAACGGCUUUGCGUAAUCUGCGCGACGGACGAACGCUCCAUCGUGUGCUGGCCCUGUCGAUGCUUGACGAUGUGCGACGGUUGUCGCCAUCACUUGAGUACGCGUACGAGCGCGAGGGAACAUUUGUGUCCGACGUGCCGAGGCAAGGUUGAGGGAUACAGUCGGAUUUGGAUCCCUUGA
Molecule: messenger RNA, 2465 nt
Organism: Microbotryum saponariae
Lineage: Eukaryota; Fungi; Basidiomycota; Microbotryomycetes; Microbotryales; Microbotryaceae
Source: the annotation of a GenBank genome assembly